Otolemur garnettii (small-eared galago) is the source of this 628-nucleotide messenger RNA. RefSeq names its product centrin 1 (gene CETN1). NCBI's taxonomy places the organism in Eukaryota, Metazoa, Chordata, Mammalia, Primates, Galagidae. Gene Ontology annotation, biological process: spindle pole body organization. Gene Ontology annotation, cellular component: central plaque of spindle pole body. Gene Ontology annotation, molecular function: calcium ion binding; enzyme regulator activity. The transcript has a single exon. Bases 28 to 546 code for a protein of 172 amino acids. The record is from RefSeq and is a predicted model, not a curated record.
GCCGUUACUGGACAGCGCGGCAGGACGAUGGCGUCUGGCUUUAAAAAGCCAAACACGGCCUCCACCAGCCAGAAGAGAAAGGCGGGUCCUAAGCCUGAACUCACGGAGGAGCAGAAGCAAGAGGUCCGGGAAGCGUUUGACCUCUUCGACUCGGACGGCAGCGGGACCAUCGACGUGAAGGAACUGAAGGUGGCCAUGAGGGCGCUGGGCUUCGAACCGCGCAAGGAGGAGUUGAAGAAGAUGAUCUCCGACGUGGACAAGGAGGGCACCGGGAAGAUCAGCUUCAACGACUUCCUGGCCGUGAUGACGCAGAAGAUGGCCGAGAAGGACACCAAAGAAGAAAUCCUGAAGGCGUUCAAGCUCUUCGAUGACGACGAAACCGGGAAGAUCUCGUUCAAGAACCUGAAGCGGGUGGCCAACGAGCUGGGCGAGAACCUCACGGACGAGGAGCUGCAGGAGAUGAUCGACGAGGCGGAUCGGGACGGAGACGGCGAGGUGAACGAGGAGGAGUUCCUUCGGAUCAUGAAGAAGACCAACCUUUAUUAAAGUCAGGAGGUGAAAGAGACUCGCUGGGUUCCCCUGCUUCCUUUUUGGGAAACCUGAACUUAGAGGACAAUGACCAUCUGUC